AUGGCGGCAAGGGGAAGGGAAAAUCAACAAAGUUCAGUGGACACGCACCUCGAAUCAAAAAUCCGGAGCUAUCAAACUUUGUGUGUUCGAUUUUCUGCAGCUCAGCUUUUCCCCCCAUUCCUCCUCCCCCUCACUACUCAAAUUCUUGCCCUCGCUAAUUCUGCUUAUGUACCAACUUCAAAUUUUCUGGGAUAUGAAUCUUUCCCCCUCCACCUGUGGUCCAGCACUUUGCAAAUCAGUGGGGAUUUUGUUGUCAAGGACAAUCUAUGGCGAUUGGUUUUCGGCGUACAUCUCGCAAACGCCUCUCAACUCCGAGUCGUCGCAUCACCUGCAGACGAGGGUACGAGCGGGAACCUGAGACUACCACGUCACUAUUUAAGCAGUCUCCUCGUCGUUCAUGAUUACAGUUUUGAAAAGGAUUGA
Molecule: messenger RNA, 423 nt
Organism: Laccaria bicolor S238N-H82
Lineage: Eukaryota; Fungi; Basidiomycota; Agaricomycetes; Agaricales; Hydnangiaceae
Exons: 7
Coding region: 1-423 (140 amino acids)
Source: RefSeq, a predicted model, not a curated record